UAAUCUUCCACCGUAUUUCCGCGUUCACGCAGUUAUCAAUGACUCUUUGUGGAGGUGUACCAGCAGCAUCGUCGCUGCUGUUGUUGUUGUUAUUAUCAUCGCCCUGCACGGUGGCGGCUGAUUGUUGUUUCCUCUGAAUCAAUGAGACCUUAACUACCAGAGGAGCUUCCUCCAUCUCCUCCUCAUCCUCAUCCCCCCAGCAGCCACCGCUUCCUUUCGAGCCCUGUCGUCGAGCAGCAGCAGCGCGGACGAGCUGGGGGGGAAUCCGGGGAAAGGGAGCCGCGGCGCCGCGCACCGGCCGACGGACACAGCGUCGCGGCGCGGCGGCGGUGGCGGCAACAACAACAUGCUCACCCGGGUCAAGACGGCCGUGGCCGGGUUCAUGGGUGGGAUUAUGACCGGGGGAAGCUCCGGUGCGGGCGGGAAUUCGUCUUCGGAUUUGCCGCUGAAAUUUCCCUAUAUGAGACCUGAGUUCCUUGGACUGUCCGCGGAUGAAAUCGAGUGCUCCGCGGACCACAUAGCCCGGCCCAUCCUCAUCCUGAAGGAAACCAGGAGAUUACCGUGGGCCACCGGAUACGCUGAGGUGAUCAAUGCUGGUAAGAGUGCGUUGAAUGAGGACCAGGCCUGCUGCGAGGUGGUCGUGGCCAGAAGGAGACCGAUGAGCUACUGUCCCCCGUCCACGCCCAGCAAGACCCCGACAGCCAAGAGACGCAACUCGCUCCCCAACGGCGAGGCCCUGGGUCUCCGCGUGGAACACAUGAUGGGCGAGGAGAGCGAAGGGCUCGUUUUCCACUACUGGGCUUUGUUCGACGGCCACGCCGGCUCAGGCGUGGCCGUCGUCGCCUCCCGCCUGCUGCAGCACCACAUCGCCUGCCAGCUUCAAGCCGUCAUAGAGAUCCUGCGCAACUGCCACUCGCCGCCCCCCACCGUGCUGGGUGAGGAGCCCGACAGCAGCCCCUACAUGCAGGGAAACCCCCCGGGGCCGCACCGCGCCCUGACGCGGGCCGCCUCGCUGCGGGGGGCUGCCGGCGCCCCGAGCUCGCCGAGCAGCACUCUGCCUCCGCCGCGCUUCUACAUGGAGAAGAAGGUCCAACACGAGAGCCUGGUGAUCGGAGCAAUAGAGAACGCCUUCAAGGAGAUGGACGCCCAGAUCGAGAGGGAGAAACAAGUGUACAGCAUCAGCGGCGGAUGCACGGCGCUCACCGUGGUUUACCUGCUGGGGAAGUUGUACGUCGGGAACGCAGGCGACAGCAGGGCCAUCAUCAUUAGAGACGGCGAGAUCGUUUCCAUGUCGACGGAGUUCACGCCAGAGUCAGAACGGCAGCGACUGCAGUUCCUGGGCUACAUGCAGCCGCAGCUGUUGGGGAACGAGUUCACGCACCUGGAGUUCCCCCGCAGGGUCCAGAGGAAGGAGGUGGGCAAGAGGAUGCUCUACAGGGACUUCACCAUGAACGGGUGGGCAUACAAGACUUUAGAGGAUGAAGAUCUCAAGUUUCCUCUUAUUUACGGCGAAGGCAAAAAGGCGCGGGUUCUGGCAACCAUCGGAGUGACCCGGGGGCUCGGUGACCACGACCUCAAAGUUCACGACUCCAACAUUUACAUCAAGCCGUUCCUGUCCUGUAUUCCCGAGGUGAAGGUGUAUAACCUGACGCAGCACGAACACGGCACCGACGACGUCAUGGUGAUGGGAACCGACGGCCUCUGGGACGUCCUGACCAACGAGGAGGUAGCCGAAUCCGUCAGCACUUUCCUGUCCAACUGCGACCCCGACGACCUGCACAGGUACACGAUGGCGGCCCAAGACCUGGUGAUGCGAGCGCGGGGCGUGCUGAGAGACCGAGGCUGGAGGAUCACCAACGAGCGGCUGGGCUCCGGAGACGACAUCUCCGUCUUCAUCGUCCCCUUGAUGUACGGCAACCGGCAGCCCUGACCCGGUCUCCGCAGGGUGGGGCGUAAACGUGAACCGGAUCGAUGAGUCCUGAACACUGAAAACUCCUUCUGAUUACCUAUUUUAUUUAUUUCCCUUUUAAGAAAAGAAAAAAAAACAUAUAAACAGACUCUGCCGGUGCUUCUGAAUCAGUUUAAAAUUGAAGAAACUGAUAUUUGAAGGUUUUAAAAGGCGGCGAUUCCCAAAGCUACAACCGGACGUCUGAAAUAAGGAGGUGAGGGAAGAAAAACUUCUUUCUUGUCCUACUUUUCUCACCCUUUCUUUCUCUUCUGUCCUGUUUGGUCGAUCUUGUUUCAAGAAUCAUACCUCCGUCGUCUGAACCUGGACCCAGCUGACAGGUCGGCUGCUUUUUUUGUUUCUAUUUCUUCUUCUCUCCGUUUUGCCACAAUGUGGCGUUUGAAGGCUCAGUUGCUGACGAACGGCGUCCUCGGACAAACGGCGUGACCGUUGAAGGCAACCCGAUUGAAGUUAAAAACCUCCUGAACCGACAUUUAUGUGCUAAAAGUUGGUUCUAAAGUUUACACUGCUGGGCUCACAUAAAGUUUGGUUAGUAUUUAAUUUGUCUACGGUUUUAUCUUUUCACUGUGUUGCACACUAACAGACAUGAGUUAAUGUUCUUUAACGAUGCACUUUUAAAAAAACAACAAAACAAAAAAAAAUCAUAUUUUUUAUUUGCUUUGCAUUGCUUUGCUAAGGUAUCCCAAGCACUUUAAGCUUUUUCCCAUUUUCUCAUGUUGCACUGGAUUUGAGUCUGGACCUGGAUUGAGCCUUUUAAUAGGAACACUUCCCUGUCCCCUGUGGAUUAUAGCAUCAACACAGCACCAUACUGCCACUACUAUGUUUCGCCAUGGCACGCUUUUGUACUCUUCCAUCCUUUUUCUAUUUAUAAGCUUCCAUCUUCAGCUCCUUUAUAGUACAAAAUUAACCAAAACAGUGUAUGAAUACUUUUGAUCCAAAAUCAGGGUCUUGCAAAAAAACUUUUUUUUUCAACCCGACGUCUGCUGAACUGUAACUCCUCUUUUUUUUCCUGUUUUUUUUUCUUCUGAAGCGUCAGAUUUUCCUGUUACCUUUCAAAGGGAUUUAGAGCUGUAGCUUUCCAUGCUUCCUGAAAGUCUUUCAAAGAUUUUUUUUUAUUUUAUUUUAUUUAUUUAUUUUUUUGUCGGCUGUUCAAUCAUUAUCAGUCCGACGCCUGAUCUGUUUAUACGUACCACGUUUUUGGUCCUGUCCGAUUAAGCCAGCUAACAUUGAGCUUUUUAAGAUGCUAGAAUGAUUCAGAGCUCGCUUGUAUAGAAAAAGCUCAAACGAAAUCCUCUGAAUCACUGGUUAAAAACAUCCAAAUUCAAACAAGUUUUAAUUUUAUGACUACAAAAACUGCAAAAAGUGAAGUUUUUGUACAUUUCGAAAUCCGUCAUACAAAUGCACUUUUUUUUAUUUAUUUAUUUAUUUUUUUUCGUGCCAAUCUAAGCCAACCAAAAGUUAUCGCAUCAAAUUUCCAUCGGUAUAUAAAUCCCUGCACAGACUCCAUGUUGGACUUAAUGAAUUGCGCACCAGUGUAGUUGCAUUCAAGAGCCAAGAUAUGAAAAGCGUGGAGGCAAAUAUUCCCUGCAGCAGGGAGAAUGUAAUAAAUAGCUAAACCUAAAAUAUAAUCAUUCUUAAAAUAUGUAAAAGCUUCUCUUUUUUUCCCCCCGUUUUGCUCUGUUUUAUGUUUUCAGAAGCUUUAGGUCGACACCAACUGCCUCGGCUGAAAGUAUCUCGAUGUGUGGAUGUAGUUUUUAGUAUAUGCAGUAAUUUGUUUUAGGCCUGGGAUGAGCGACGGUGCAAUGGUUUAAUUUUGCUGUUUCUUUUUUAUGAGCUUUUUAUUUAUGUAAUGCAUCUCGUAAUUUCUGUCAUGAAUGUCCGAGCCAGAUGUUUAUAAGACCGUGGGAUUUCCUAGCUUUGGAAGCAUCCAGAAAUUUCUUGCAAAAGCUGCAGGAUGACAUAAACAAUUGCUUAUGAAUUUUUACAACCCUAAUAUAGACAAUUUUUUUUGCAUGCUUGUGCCAGUUUGAGUUCAUUUGCUGGGCUUUAAAAGGAGAACUGAGUCUAAAGAGUUUAGCAGAAGAUCAGAGAAGCAUCCAUUAACAAAAUAAUAAUUAAAAAAAAAUGCUAAUUGCUAAGUUUUAAAAUGAGCUUAUUUUAAAAAAUUGAGAAGGAUGUUUUUUUAAACAAUUUAAAAAACUUCAAAUGAAUAACCAUUCUAAGAAAAAAUAAAUAAAAAAUUGGUGAAUAAAUCUGAAUGUUAGAGCAUCUGCAGAGAAUAAAACAUAUCAAAGCAAUAAGGCUACAAAGCUAAUAGCAUUAGCAGCUAAUAGUUAAGGAGUUAAAAAAAGGGCUUUUUGAUGGAUUUUUGUUAAAUUGUUGAUGGUUACCCUGGUGAAGCUAAAGUAUCAAUAUACUCUAAAAAAGUACUAUUGUUUCUCUUUAUCAAUAAACAGAAUUUUUUACUAAAAUUUCAACAAUAGACGUUUCUCUUGAUGUAGUUUAGAUCAGCUAUUUUAACUUAAUUUUGCCCUGAGAUCGGGGAAGGUCCAGGUCGCGACCUUGAAAUAAACUUUCUUAUCCUGUUCCUCAUCUGUUAAAAAGUGUAACAAUACAAAGCGUAAUAUUGCCUCCAAAUAUUGCAGCAGAAUAACACAGUUUAGUUUCUUUUUUAGAUAAAAAUGUAUAACCCUUUGAGAGAGAAAGGGUAAAUAAACAACAAAUAUUACUUAGCUUAUUUGAAAUGCACUAAGGUGUUAGAUUUUAGAUCUAAAGUGUAUUUUCAAAAUUUAAUUAUCUCCAAAAAUGUAUUGUACAACCUACAACUAUAAAGAAAGUUUCAGCAAGCUGCUGCUUAGCUCAAUGUAGCUUAGCUUAGCUCAUUUUAGCUAAUUUACCAUAGUUUGGGCCUGAGAUUAAUAUGAGGCUAAGCCAAACUCUUUAUGGGCUUUGAAAUGAACCGAACUUUAAACUCAGAAGUGUAUUUUUAAAGUUGUAUUGUGUCUGAACAAUAAACUGAAAACGUUAUCACCAUAAAACAAUCAGAUGCUUAGCUUAAAAUGUCUUAGCAUAGCUUAUUUUAGCUAAUUUAACUUCGUUCAGCCUUAAGAUUCAGGUAAAUCAAAAUUAAACUAUUAUUGAUGAAAUACACUAAAAGUUUAUAUCUCGUUUCUUAUGAAUGCACUUACAAUCAACAGUUCAUACUCCUUCUGCUGUCCGAUAUUUGUUGCACCGAAGUUAACCGUCUUGGACCUUUUUUGAAACCAUCUGCAUUACAUCAGAGCAGCAGCUGUUUUUUUUUUUUUAUUUCCUGGUGCUGUGCUCCUCUUGUACCUUCCAUUGAAGAAAUCCCAUUUGCUAAUUAAUGACAUGUUUAUAUUACAUCCCGAGUCAUCUGAACGUGAUUGAGACCCUUUCGUAGAAGAAUGUGAAGUACGAUUUAUUUGUGUCAUCACCCAACUUUUGCACAUCGGCUCAGGUUCGGCUAUGAAUUUACGACUAGCUGUACAUGAAGUCUUUAAUCCAGUUCCAUCUACCUGAUUGUUGUCGUUUUUGCUGUGCUAUAAUCGCUGUUCUGUUUUUGCCUACGUGACACUACCAGGUUAGGAAACUUGUGAAGCUGAGGGGGAUUUUUUUGUAGCAACGAUCGACUUUGAGGCCUAGUUGGGGGGGGUUGUUCUUAGCUAACUAUCGUGCUACCUUUACUUCAAUGUGAAUGUGAGAUGUAAUUUUAUAAAGGAGCACGACCUCAUUGGGUGAUAAACUACUAUUUUGAUGUCUCCUCGCACAAGCUUGACGUCGGAAGGAGACAAGCGAUGUUUACCUUCAGUGUUUCUUACCCAGGAAUCAAAAAAAACACAAUAAAGAUCCAUGUCAAACAAUA
Molecule: messenger RNA, 5849 nt
Organism: Gambusia affinis (western mosquitofish)
Lineage: Eukaryota; Metazoa; Chordata; Actinopteri; Cyprinodontiformes; Poeciliidae
Product: protein phosphatase 1H-like
Exons: 10
Coding region: 347-1930 (527 amino acids)
Biological process (GO): protein dephosphorylation
Molecular function (GO): protein serine/threonine phosphatase activity
Source: RefSeq, a predicted model, not a curated record